Messenger RNA from Mytilinidion resinicola, 3051 nucleotides. RefSeq names its product Arginase/deacetylase. The annotation marks the transcript as partial. Gene Ontology annotation, cellular component: nucleus. Lineage: Eukaryota; Fungi; Ascomycota; Dothideomycetes; Mytilinidiales; Mytilinidiaceae. The record is from RefSeq and is a predicted model, not a curated record. Gene Ontology annotation, molecular function: histone deacetylase activity. The transcript has a single exon.
CAACCGUCUCCUGGAUUUGCGCCAUCGCCCCUCGCAGCACAGAUGGAGGAAAAGGCCCCUCUCAAGGCGUCAAAUAUCGCAGAGGAGCAUUUCAGAAAAGAGUUGAAGCUACACCAUGAACCUUCAGGAGUUGGUUACACAGACACAGUGGUCAUCCUCCACGAUCAGUGCUACGGCCACAGGUUCUCGCGCUCUGGCAAAGAAGACCUGAUGACUAUCGUCGAGCGUCCAGAGCGACUGCUAGCUACGGCACUGGGAGUUUCGGUCGCCUAUGUCAGACUCGGAGGCCGUCAUGCAGAGGGACAACAUCCACCGCACCCCGACCGCGACCCGAGCGAGAAUAUCCCCUUCAAGAUCCGCAAGACAGCCCGCUCUGUCGACAUUACCUCAGCUGUCGUCAAGAAUGUGCAUGGCACGGACUGGAUGGAAGAGUUGAAGGCAAUGUGCGACACUGCCGAGAAAAAGUUGGCUGCUAAUGGGAAAGAUCGGGAGCUGGCUAGAAUCGACGGCCCCAAGACCUCGAAGGCCAAGAAGCAGAGUUUCCAUCCUGGUGAUCUUUAUCUCUGCUCCGAGUCUCUGAACGCCCUUCAAGGUGCUCUGGGAGGGGUCUUCGAGGGAGUGGACGCAGUGUUCCUAGGCACUCAGUCAGGAACAGGACCGUCCCGCGCCUUUGUCACUGUACGUCCGCCAGGCCAUCACUGCUCUGCGGAUUUCCCAUCUGGCUUCUGCUGGCUCAACAAUGUCCACGUGGGCAUCGAGCACGCCGUAAUCACCCACGGCUUGACCCACGCCGCGAUUAUCGACUUUGAUCUGCACCAUGGUGAUGGAUCCCAAGACAUCACCUGGUCCCGCAACGCCAAAAUCUCGAAGUUGCCUAAGAAUGCACCAGUCUCCAAGCGGACCGCCAUUGGUUACUUCAGUUUGCACGACAUCAACUCAUAUCCUUGCGAGGACGGAGAUGAGGAGAAGGUCCAGAACGCGAGUCUUUGCAUAGAAAAUGCGCACGAUCAGACCAUCUGGAAUGUUCAUCUUCAGCCCUGGCGAACACAGGCCGAGUUCUGGGAGUUGUACGAGGCCCGAUACCAGGUUCUUAUUGAGAAGGCUCGCGUCUUUUUGAAGCACCACACAGCCCGUAUUCGUGGUGUACCAAAGAGCGCACUUCAACCCAAAGCCGCUAUUUUUCUGUCUGCCGGAUUUGAUGCCAGCGAGCACGAGAGCCAGGGUAUGCAGCGACACAAAGUCAAUGUGCCAACCGAAUUUUAUGCUCGUUUCACGCGAGACGUCGUCAAGAUGGCCCAAGACGAAGAGACUGGCACUGAGGGACGUAUCGUUUCUGUACUUGAAGGAGGAUAUUCGGACCGCGCGUUGUGCAGUGGGGUACUCAGCCAUCUUAGCGGACUCUGCGAUAAUCAGGCAGCUACCUCCCGACAGCGCAUGACCAACAAUGGAUUGGGCUACGAGAUGAGCCAGCGGAUGGGCAAUAUGGGCCUGCAAAAGGAGGACAUUCCAAUGCUAAGCACAGAACCAAACUACGAUCCGUCUUGGUGGAAUGUAGACAAUCUCGAAUGGCUCGAAGCUUCGGUGAACCCACCGCCUCCUAUUCCUCCUAGGAAACCUAGGACUGGCGCCCCUCCGACUUUUUACUCGCCUACCGCGUCUUUCAGUGCGAAAGUUGUCGACCCUACGAAAGUCCAUCGGAGCGUUUCUGGCUCCAGCAAAUUCAUGUCUGCUAGUCCGUCGCGUGCUCCUACUCCGCCACCGCCGGAAGUUGAAUGGAUCACUGCUGCUCACGAACUGAGCAAGCUGCUCAUUCCUACGGAUAGACAGACAAAGAGCUGUACUGUAGAGGAUCUUGAGAAUCCUCGCGCCAAGCAAGAGAGACAGUCUAUCGCGCCAGCUACCCUUGCUGCAGAAUCGGUUGCUAGUGGUCGACAACUGCGAGGCAGAAAGGCCAAGGCCACGGCUUAUGCAGAAGCCUCCUCUGAUGCAGAGCACUCCUCGCAGGCUGUGUCCAAGUCCGAUCGCCGGAAGACGAUGGCAGACUUUACACCAGCCCGAGCGCAAACAGUAGCUUUACCGCGAGUUGCAUCGAGGCGUCUGAGUGUGGCAUCGAGCAUUGGUUCGGCGAAUGGAGAUCUGGCUGCUAGUGGGUCUAGUAAGAUUGCCCUACCACGGAAGUCUAGUGUCACACCGGCCCCAUCUUCGAGUGGAGCGGCAGUCCGCAAGGCGAGAGCCCCAUCUCAAGUGCCCUCUGAGACUGCGAGGUCCCGUACGAUGAAAGCCGAGCCGCCAGUGCCUAGGGUUCCUUCGGGCUACCUGAAGGCGCCGGAAAAGGAGAACGAUAUUGAUCAGAUCACGUCCGGACUUCAGCGCGUCAAGUUGAGGAUGCCCACCAAGGAGGAGCACGAUGCGAAGGAAAAGCAACACAAGGCGGAUCUGGAGAAGCGUGAUGAGCUGAAAGAAUCAAGGGCAAAGACAGCACAGAAGGCCUCUGUACGCAAGCCCGCGACCAUCCGCACCAAGUCGGCUACAUCCGUGAAAACGACGACAACUCGCCAGCCCGUUACGAAGGGUGCUGCGGUGCCUGCGACGCCUCCAGAGGCUCUCGCUCCGCCAGAGCUACCGCAACCCGUUGCCCUGCUCCAAGACGUUCCCUCUAUCACAGCAGUUUCAAGGUCGAUCAGUGACCCGAUCCAACCCCCGACGGCCCCGAUGAACCUCGACAUCGGGCCCAAUCAGUUGCCCAAGAACAACUUCACUGCAGUCGCCGAGCCGAUCUCUCUGACUACGUCUCCUCCACGCCCAGACACGCCGCCCCCUCCGCCACCGCCGAGCCUACCGCAGUUCAACGAGUUCAUCCCGUACACGCACCCGUCGCAGCAGCAUCCAGAGGAGGCUCUGAAGACAGCUCUGACGCACGCUCAGCCGCAGCAGCUCCAAUGGCAGCCCCCGAACUCGGAUCUGGGUCUCCCGAAACUGUCGGCUCAAGCACACCAUGCGGUGGUCAAGAAACAGCUGCCGGUCCUCUCAGCGAAUGGAGCGAUCCCGUUU